CCACACAUUGUUUCUUUUUAAAUAAAUUCAAAGACAAUAAUGCGCAGGGCAAUUCGGUCAAGUAAAUAGUGGAAGUAAACGGUAGUCAUAAUAAGUGAGAAAAUAAGUUUUAACAUAAUUUCCUCCGGAGUCGGCGGAGCCUUCUCCAUUUCCACCACCACCACCAUGGACUUCCAUCUCCACGGCGGCUCCCCCUCCUCCACCUCCUCUUCCUCCUCCCACCACCGCCACCCCAACAAUAGUAACAACUCCGCCCCCAACGGCCACUCCUCCGAUCCUAUGCACUCCUGGUGGGAGUCCAUCUCCAGAGCCCGCUCCCGCAUCCACCUCCUCUCCUCCCUCCUCCCCUCCUCCGCCGCCACCUCCGACGAAGACCCUCUCUCAUCCCUCGCCGACACCGACCGCCCCGCCCGCUCCCUCCUCCUCUCCUCCGCCGCCUACUCCUCCCUCUCCUCCGCCCUCUCCGCCGCCUCCUCCGGCUCCGCCGACGACCCCCUCUGCCACUGGCUCUACGACACCUACCUCUCCUCCGACCCCGAUCUCCGCCUCGUCGUCCUGUCCGCCCUCCCGCUGAUCGCCUCCGUGUACCUCCACCGGAUCCACCACCCCGACUCCGACGCCCCGAGUUCCCUCUCCGGCUUCGAGGCCGUCCUCUUAGCGCUCUACACUUCCGAAACCAAAGCGCGCAACGGCAAGGCCGUCACCGUCUCCAUCCCCGAUCUCUCGCAGCCGUCGCUCUAUCACGCCCCGCGCAACCCUAAUAAGUCCUCUACCCCUGAUUCGAACCCUAGGCCUUCAAUUGGGGUUCUCUCGCCACCGCUGGAGCCGCAGAUGGCGGUUAAGUCGACGAAGCGCGCCUGCAUUGUUGGCGUAGCCCUUGAUUGCUACUACAAGCAGAUCUCUCAGAUGCCGAGCUGGUCAAAGCUUGACUUCUGCAAGUUUGCCGCUGUUUGGGCGGGCGGGGAUUGCCCCUGCACUUCUGAUUUUGACGGGAAACCGGAGAGUUUUGUGGAGAAGAAUGAGGGGCGCUGGAGUGAGAAUGGAUUUGGGGAUGAUAUUAGGGUUGAAGCAGACGACAUGGAUUUUGUGGCGGAGAGAAUUAAGGAUUUAGAAAUAGAAAACGGGGAUUCAGCAGAUAUUGGUGGCGAGGACUUGAGAAUUCCGCUGCCGUGGGAAAUGUUGCAGCCAGUUUUGAGAAUUUUGGGGCAUUGUUUGCUGGGGCCUCUGAAUGUUGAUGAGGUGAAGGAUGCGGCGUCAGUGGCUGUGCGGCGCCUGUAUGCUAGAGCUUCGCAUGAUCUGGUUCCGCAAGCAAUUCUAGCUACAAGGAGUUUGAUCCAGCUUGAUAAAGGGACGCGAGAAGCUGCCAUGGCGGUGGCUGCAGCGGCUGCCAAUGGCUCUGGUUCGAAUGUUAACACUCCCAGUAAGGCUAAGAAACCCGAGAUACUUUUAGUUUCCAAGUGAUGGUGCUCUUGCUGAAUUUGCCCGUUGUUAACUUGCCUUUGGUGUUCAUUGUGAGAAUAUGUGCUUUUGUGUAGAUUAUUAAUUGUUACUAGAACUAUACGUAUAGAUGAAAGUAUUUGUUUUUAAUGACUGUUAAGGUUCCAGAUUGAAGAGAUAUAUGCUUCAUGAUGUUGUGUAAUAUUAUUGUUUAUUUGAUGUGUA
Molecule: messenger RNA, 1662 nt
Organism: Salvia miltiorrhiza (redroot sage)
Lineage: Eukaryota; Viridiplantae; Streptophyta; Magnoliopsida; Lamiales; Lamiaceae
Exons: 1
Coding region: 166-1461 (431 amino acids)
Biological process (GO): phosphatidylinositol phosphate biosynthetic process; protein localization to plasma membrane
Cellular component (GO): plasma membrane
Source: RefSeq, a predicted model, not a curated record